AUGCUGGAGUCAGUAACCCAGAGCACGUUUCUGUCAGACACAAUGGUUUGUGAUCCCCUGAUGUCUUGGACAGAGUUAUUUGGGACAACCGAAGAUGACUAUACCACCUGUGAUCAUCAGAAAGAUUCUUAUUCUUUCUGGACAUCCAUCCAUGCAGACUACUGGAGUAAGCACAAUGUCUGUGAAUUAUUGCAGUCUUGCUGUGAUCAGUGCAAAAUAGAUCUCAACUGCAUUUCCUUUUCCCACUUUAAUAUCAACAGCUUAUGGUUGUGCAACAUGACACACAGCCUAGCUGCUGCAGUCAUUUGUGGUGAAUACUUGUAUUUCAUCUUACAGAAUAGCAGGAUGCACACCCUUUCGUUUUUUACUGAUGAAGAAGAAACAAAGCCCUCCAACAAGGACUACUUGCAGAAUUCUCAUUUGUGGGAAUUUGUAAGAGAUCUGCUCCUCUCUCCUGAAGAAAACUGUGGCAUCCUGGAAUGGGAAGACAGGGAACAAGGCAUUUUUCGGGUUGUUAAAUCAGAAGCUCUGGCAAAGAUGUGGGGACAAAAGAAGAAAAAUGACAGCAUGACAUAUGAAAAAUUGAGCAGAGCUCUCCGUUACUAUUAUAAAACUGGCAUUUUGGAACGAGUGGACAAAAGACUGGUGUACAAGUUUGGAAAGAAUGCCCACGGAUGGCAGGAGAACAAGAUAUGA
Molecule: messenger RNA, 696 nt
Organism: Opisthocomus hoazin
Lineage: Eukaryota; Metazoa; Chordata; Aves; Opisthocomiformes; Opisthocomidae
Source: RefSeq, a predicted model, not a curated record